Molecule: messenger RNA, 1623 nt
Organism: Cydia splendana
Lineage: Eukaryota; Metazoa; Arthropoda; Insecta; Lepidoptera; Tortricidae
Product: zinc finger protein 90-like
Exons: 13
Coding region: 40-1611 (523 amino acids)
Biological process (GO): regulation of transcription by RNA polymerase II
Cellular component (GO): nucleus
Molecular function (GO): RNA polymerase II cis-regulatory region sequence-specific DNA binding; DNA-binding transcription factor activity; zinc ion binding
Source: RefSeq, a predicted model, not a curated record
AUUGCAAAUAAUCACAAAUAGUCACAUAAAUUCCGAAAAAUGAAUACAUUUAAUUUAUAUAACAGCAAAUACACAUGCCGUGCAUGCAUGAGAACUGAUCAAGAUCUUUCUACCAUGUCUGCAGAUGAAAUAAUGCUGUAUCGUGAUUUCGUAAAGCUGAAAAGCGGACCAGACACAGUAAUGAAAUUAUGUUUUAUAUGCCGAAGUAUGUUUAGCAAAUUUUUGAAAUUCAUCGUUCAAUGUCAAAGAACAUAUGAAAUUAUGAAUGGAAUAUCCAAAGAGGUUGAACUAAACAAAUACAAACUUCACGACUACUCUUGUACCACGGCCACUCAUUAUUUGGGCCCUGAGAUUGAAGAUGACUUGAAUUAUGAUCAGUUUUAUGAUGACAAGUAUGAUGAUGAUAUGCCUUUAGUGAUGUUGAAGAGUGAUAAAGAAGAAGACAGAGUCAAGAGGAAAAGAAAGAAGCAAAAUACGAUGGUAACACCAGAAAACAAGAAAGAAGAAGAAAAAAGAACAGAAAUGAAAAGAGGCAAACAGAAGAAACAGCUUAAAGAAGGUUUCAGUUCAAGAAUGGUGCAAGAGACGAACGAAUAUGAAGUUAUCAAACUGAGCAAAGAACAGGUGUUAGAAGAAAUGGCGGCCAAAUCGAAAAGCGACAAGUAUUUGAGGUCCGUGUACAAAUGUGAGAAAUGUGUGAAAGGAUUCAACUUUAAAGACGUCAUCGACAACCACAUGAAGAAACACUCACAGGAAAGCGGCACGCUGAAGUGUGAUAUUUGUGCUCAGUACUGUCCAAGUGCUGUAUCUAUGAGAGGACACAUGAAAUCUCACACCACUAGAUACAAAUGCAAGAUAUGCGGCGCUGUUCGGAUCUCCCGACAACAUUUGUUAGAACACUAUUCCAUAGAACAUACUUUUGACGCGAACACAUACUCCUGCGAGCAAUGCUCCUUCACCACCAAAAAACGCACAGUAAUCCAGAGGCAUGUGAAAACCCACAAGGUCGGCAAGAAUCUGACGUGCAGCGUGUGUGGGGCAGGCUUCAACAACAUGCAUGCGUUACGAAUGCACGUGUCCCGCCACGACCCCGCGCAGCGCUUCAACUGCCCGCAAUGCAACAUGAAGUUCAUAUACCCGUCCCUCUUGCACCGGCACAUGCGGUCCCACUCGCACAGGGACCACUACUGCGUCGAGUGUGACGUCACGUUCAAGUCGCUGGACAAUUUAAAACUCCACUUCAAAAGGGCGAAAAAACACAGAGACCCGUCAACAUACAAGUACAAAUGCUCGCAAUGCGACGAGCGUUUCAUCUCGCCGUCCUCCGUUUUGGCGCACCUGAGCGCGACGCACGGCGCCGCCAAGAGCCACGCAUGCGCGCUGUGCGGGAAACUGUACUCCAGCAGAGAGAGCGCACGGAGCCAUGAGAGACGCGCGCACGCCAGAGAGAAACUGGCGUGUGACGUUUGCAAUAAAGAUUUUAGUCGUAAGUACGUGUUGGCGAAGCACCAGCGUGCGCACGCGGCGCUCUGCUGCGGGUUCGAGUCCACGGACAAGAAGAAACAUCAAGAGGAGAACACCGGCAUACAACCAGUGAACCAUGAGACUUGACUAAUAUAUUAG